Molecule: messenger RNA, 2065 nt
Organism: Ceratotherium simum simum (southern white rhinoceros)
Lineage: Eukaryota; Metazoa; Chordata; Mammalia; Perissodactyla; Rhinocerotidae
Source: RefSeq, a predicted model, not a curated record
AUGCCCUCUUAUGCGGCCGUAGGCCCUCAGGGAUUCCCACAACUGGAGGCAGGCAAGCACUACCCUUAUCGAUCUGAUCGCUGUGUUUCUUGUGCCCUGGCAGCAGGUGUGCACUGGGGCUAUGAAGAGACCAAGACACUCCUGGCCGUUCUCAGUAAUUCUGAGUUUCAUGAAAAACCCCUGACCCGUGAGCAGAUCAUCCAGAUCUACAGGGCCGCAGCAGAACAAGUGCAGGAGCAGGGCUUUCUGCGGACCGCAGAGCAGUGUCGCACUAAGGUCAAAAUCCUACAGUCGCGUUACCACAAAGUGAGGAGAGGCCAUGUGCCUGAGCCUUGUAUCUUUCAUGAGGAAAUGGAUGCCCUUUCAAGCUCCUGGUCCUCUGCAGCAACUGUGGCAAGUGAUGCUGUUCCUGGCCAAGAGGGAAGUGAUAUGGAGGCUGGAGAGCUGAGUCUGCAGAACAGGGAGCCCACAGAGGUUGGAGAAGGUACCACUGUGGGUGCUGCAGCAGGGGAUGAAAAGGACUUCAGGGAUCCUGGCCAGGAAGUUAGCAGAUUUGACCUGUCAGUCCUGUUCCCAAACAGACUUGAUUUUGAGAUCAAGAAUGAGAUUAAAAAGAAGAAUCUGAAAUGGAAUGACUCAGAGGAAGCAGACAUGAACAAGGCUUUACAGAGAAAUUCUAGUGAAGUUUUUUGGCACUCUGAGCUAAAAAGAGGCUGGAAGGGUGGGCCAAUGUCAAGAAGGCAACAUAGAUGUUCUCCAGGGGAGAGUGACGAAGUAACCCCAUCCCAGGAAAGGAUGAGUCACUAGAGACUUCCUACUUGGAAGAAGGCCUGUGCACAUCUCCUGUGUGGGAGAAAGUGCUCUCAGAGUUCUCCCUCUCACCACCAGCCAGCUCCUGAACUGGAAAAAACUUCUCAAUGUCACGAAUGUGGGAAAAGCUUUAGCCGAGGUUCUUAUCGUGUUCGGCAUCAAAGAAUCCACACAGGAGAGAAGCCUCACAAGUGCAGUGAAUGUGGGAAGGGCUUUAGUGAGCGCUCCAACCUCACGGCACACCUAAGAACUCACACAGGGGAGAGACCCUAUCGGUGUGGGGAAUGUGGGAAAAGCUUCAACUAGAGCUCUAGCCUCGUCGUCCACCAGAGGACGCACACUGGGGAGAAGCCAUAUCAGUGCACUGUCUGUGGAAAGAGAUCCAACAACAGUUCCCAGUUUAGCGCCCACCGGCGUGUCCACACUGGGGAGAGCCCAUACAAGUGUGUGCAGUGUGGGAAAAACUUCAACAACAGCUCCCACUUCAGGGCCCACCAGAAAACCCACACUGGGGGAAAGCCUUACAAGUGUUCUCACUGUGCAAAAAGCUUCACUAAGAACUCUGCCCUCGUCCGCCAUUGGAGGGUACACAUGAAAGAGAUACUGACAUCACAGGAAGGAGCAGAGAUGCCAUGAGUGUGCAGGAAACCUGACAGAUCAAUUCCUUAGGUGAACAUAUUUUCCUUUGAGCUUCCUUCUGCUUAUGGAGAGUUCUACUAGCCAAUCCCUGGCUUAGCAGUAGAGUGAUUGACAACCAGUUAAGCACUUAAGAACCCUGCCCAGCAGUAAGAAUCAGGAUAAGAAUGAUGAACUCUUUCUAGCUCUGUGUAUGACUCCAGAAUCCUGUCUCACUGUGGACCUCAGUUUUGCUUUGAAUGAAAGAAGGCUGUAGAAUCCACAAGUCUUGUGGGGAAACCAUGGUAUCUUUCUUCUGAACAGACGGUGGGUGGCCAGUGUCCUGAAAAGUGUUUCUGGUCCAUGCCAGAGAAGAAAUUCUUCCUCCUGGUUAGCACAUCUAGAAGUUAACAGCCUGGAUCUAUUCUAAACCCAUAAUUGACCUCUAGGCACCUACUGUUAUGUACUACUGCUACCUUCAGAGCAGAUCACUGCUCUGUAACCCAGCCACCACCAAAAUGGGAACAAAGGAGAGGAAGGAUAGGUUAAGCAAAUGUGUAAUACUAAAUCUAAGUGACUUAAUCUUAGAGCAAGGGUAACUUCUAGGGUAAUAUUUGUAAGAUUUCUCAUCUUACUAUCA